This is a messenger RNA of Neurospora hispaniola, 678 nucleotides long. Its product is annotated as ribosomal protein L21-like protein. The transcript has a single exon. The coding region runs from base 1 to 678 and encodes 225 amino acids. Lineage: Eukaryota; Fungi; Ascomycota; Sordariomycetes; Sordariales; Sordariaceae. Gene Ontology annotation, cellular component: ribosome; mitochondrial large ribosomal subunit. Gene Ontology annotation, molecular function: structural constituent of ribosome. The record is from RefSeq and is a predicted model, not a curated record.
AUGAGCAGGGCACUUUUGCGCUCCGUCCUGGAGCUGCGCACUCCCGUCACGCGCCUCCCACCAUCUUUCCUCCUCCCCUUCCGUCCUGCCGCCGCCGCCGCCGCGCCCGCCACUCGUUUCCUCCACCAGACUGCCCAGCAAGUUGAGCCUACCAGCCAGUCCGAUGCUGCUGCUGCUGCUGCCGCCACCCUGCUUAAGGCCAGCCCACCAAAGGUCACUACCGCCACAACACCAGAGGCCCCCGCAGCCGUUCCCACCAGCACACCAUCUUCUCAACAACCCUCGAUAAGCCAGCAAGUUAAGGAGCUCCUCCCCGUGCUCGCCGCGCAGCCGGGCCACUACACGACCAUCCACAUCCACGGCAAGCCGUACCUCGUGACCGAGGGUGACACGGUAAAGCUACCGUUCAAGAUGCCCGGCGUGGCACCUGGCGACGUGCUGCGCCUGAACCGGGCCUCGGUCAUCGGCAGCCGCGACCUGACCCUUCAGGGCGCGCCGUACGUGGACGAGCGCCUGUUUGAGUGCCGCGCCAUCGUCAUGGGUACCGAGAGCGAGCCGAUGCGCGUCAUGAUCAAGAAGAAGCGGAGGUGCAGGAAGAAGAAGCAUGUUUUCAGCAAGCACAAGUACACGGUUCUCAGGAUCAACCAGUUGAAGAUCAAUGAUGUGUCGAGCCUUUGA